Messenger RNA from Chelonus insularis, 1246 nucleotides. It is a transcript of the gene MAGE, whose product is annotated as MAGE. The transcript has 4 exons. Bases 288 to 986 code for a protein of 232 amino acids. Gene Ontology annotation, cellular component: nucleus. NCBI's taxonomy places the organism in Eukaryota, Metazoa, Arthropoda, Insecta, Hymenoptera, Braconidae. The record is from RefSeq and is a predicted model, not a curated record.
ACUCAUCUAGUAUAGUUCUCGCUUCAUUCCCUUUCACUUUAAUAAGCUCAUAUCGCUAGAAAUAAUCAAUUACUUGAUUAUUUACGUAAAUACUUAAAAGGUCGUCUUAAAUUCCCGCGCGUUUUAUUUUUCAAUUUUUGACACCGUGACGCUAAUGUCGAAGUUUUGGAUAACCUAAAAAUAUUCUCUCGAAACCGUAAACAAAAAUUUUGUGAUCAAAAUUAAAUUUUAUAAUUAAAAGUUUUCAUUGUUAUUGAUUAAUCAAUGAAAUAAUUAGAGUUUUAAAAAUGUCACAAGCAAAUACAUCACGAAUGUCUUCACGUAGAUCAGUCGCCCCAACAUCUACAAUUGAAGACUUAAACCAUUUAACGGCGAAAGUUGUCAAAUAUAUAUUAGAAAGAGGCCGCACAAAAUAUGCAAUUCGAGCUAACAAUAUUAAAAGAUAUGUACUAAAAAAUCGACAAUCAGAUUUUCGAUCUGUUAUGACAAGUGUUGCAGAUAAACUUGACAGAAUUUUUGGGUACGAAUUAGUACACAUCCAAGGAGCGCAAUAUUUUAUCGUUAAUAAGUUUCUUAAUGAGGAGAUUACACAGACAAAUAAUCAAGAAUCUGCCGAACAAACUCUUUUAUUCCUUACACUAAGUUUUAUUUUUAUGUGUUCUGAAGCUCAAGAUAAUGCUAUUGUUAAAGAAGAUGAUCUUUGGCGGUUCUUUUACAGUCUGAAUAUCCUGAAUGAAAACCAGAUUCAUCCUUACUUUGGAAAUGUCAAAGAGCUAAUCGCAACGGAAUUCGUUAAACAAUUGUAUUUGAGUGUAUUGAAAUCAAGAGAAACGGAUGUAAUAUGCUAUCAAUGGGGUCCUCGAGCAGAAAAAGAAAUCAAACGGCGCUCUAUUUUAGAGUUUGCAUCAAAGGUUUAUCAAAACCGACCAAUUGAAACUUGGAAGACACAGUACAAAGCGAUGAAAAUGUCUGAGCACAACAUUUGACAAGAAGCUGAUUAAUCAAUUUAAUAUUUUUAUAGUAAUAAAUAGCAAAAGUUAGUUAAAGGCAUAUUAGAUAAUAUUUUUAUACUUCUAAACUAAGUAUUAUUGUUAUCAUACAGUCAUUCUAUUUACACGAUGUCCCUAUUGAUACUAUCGAUAAAUUAAAUUCUGUUUUUGGCUAAAUGAGGAGAGAAGCACCAAAGCUAUCUAUUGUAUUCUUUGUAAUUUUUAAUUAAUAUAAAAUUUUUAAUUUUAAUAAAAAA